CCAAGGUCAUUCUCUUUCUGCUUAAAUUGCAUUGUCACAAUUCCUUCUUUCUGCUCAACCAUGCCGCCUUCGCGACUUCAUCAUACCCUGCUACUUGCCCACCCACGACCCUCUCUCCUAUGCCUGCGAAGAAUAUCUCCCCUUCGUCACGUCUCCACCGAACCAUCCUCCGCCCAGCCAACCGCACUACCCUGGAAGACACCACACAGCAUAACAGCAUGGCCGCCAGAACCUCUUAUCCCUCCUCCAAAAGAAGGCGAGCUUCUACUUGAACGAAAGCCGAAUCGAGAUCUACCACCUCUCCCACCCUUCAUACCCACGCAAAUAACCCGCACAUUUCCGAUCUUUGUGCUUGUAAUGGGUAUCUCCAUCUUCGCCUUCUUUAAUUACCAGAAACAGGAAUCCUCCGUCGUCACCUCGACCCUCUACUCUCUCCGCACGAAUCCGCUGGUCAGGCAAGAAUUGGGAGAUGAGAUAUAUUUCGCUUCCAAGUACCCGUGGAUCAAGGGCGAGAUUAAUCAGGUACAUGGGAAGAUUGAUAUUAGUUUUUGGGUGAAGGGGACGAAGAGCCAAGGCCAGGUUAGGCUGAGGUGUCGGAGGAGGGGGAGGAGUGGUUAUUUUGUGACACAGGAAUGGAGUCUUACCAUGGAUGAUGGGAAGGUGUUUCAGUUAUAUGAUCCCGAAGGGAAUGCUGUUGAUCCAUUCAAAGAUCCGCUCGGCGAAUAGAAAGGCUGAUGGAGAAGACGGAGACUAGGUUUGUGUUUUGGCAGCCGGGUAAGCGCUGUUCACAAUUGCAAACGCAAAAUGAAGUUCUUAGAGGAAGAAAAGACGCCAUUGGGCAUGCCGGAGCACGAGCUCGACUUGACAAGGCCAAACAUAAUAAACUAUGUGCGUGGAUGUAUGACUAUCUGUAAAUAUCCCUCCAAGAUCACACAAAUUAAAAUAUUCAUCAUGAAGAAUUUUGUCCUCUUAAUACAAAGGAAAAUGAUCGAUCUGGGUCUCAUCUAGCAUUGCCAACGCCAUUUCAACCGAAAAAGAAUGAGACCGCAUCCCUUUUUUCCGGAUGCGCCGUGAGACAGAGACCUUAAUGUGCCUGCCUAGCUGCCUGCCAUGCCGCUAAAAAUUGGCUUUUAGAAGUGGCGAGGUCUUAUGUAGUAAUAAAGUGAAG
Molecule: messenger RNA, 1168 nt
Organism: Lindgomyces ingoldianus
Lineage: Eukaryota; Fungi; Ascomycota; Dothideomycetes; Pleosporales; Lindgomycetaceae
Product: DUF1783-domain-containing protein
Exons: 4
Coding region: 61-726 (221 amino acids)
Biological process (GO): mitochondrial respiratory chain complex IV assembly
Cellular component (GO): mitochondrial inner membrane
Source: RefSeq, a predicted model, not a curated record